Amoebophrya sp. A120 is the source of this 1727-nucleotide messenger RNA. The record is from the annotation of a GenBank genome assembly. Lineage: Eukaryota; Dinophyceae; Syndiniales; Amoebophryaceae.
AUGAUGACUACUGGAGUGCGCAGCUUGCGUUAUUUGCGAGGAAACGGUCUGGUCGCUGCAACGCCAUUCCAGGAAGAAGUUUCUUCAAUAUCUUCUUGGAAAAGCGGCAGUGGCGCAGUUUUUUCAGCAGCUCGACGUAGACUUGUCACACGCUCCCGCGUAUCAGCAGUAGGAGCGGAAAUCGAGUACCACCUCUCGACUGGUGCGGACGGGGCAAAAUCCUUUCGGCGCGGCGAGGCAGGGUGGCCACCGGUUCGAGGCAAGAAACGCCACGAAAGCACCACUGCUGCGUCAUCUUCUGCGGCGUUGGCUGCGGGGGCGAGCGUGCUCCUUUCGGAACGUCGGGCCGCCUCGACGAGAGACGGUUUUGCGAAGGAUCAACCAGAGGUGGAGAGUGAUGCUUCCGUUGCUUUGCGUUUCGGCAAAUACCUGCGACAGGAGCAUAUAGACCGGAUCGCCAAUAUGAGAUCCGCAGCCGCUGGAAAGCCAGUCAGUAGUUGUCCUGCAGAUGAACAAGAUGCGUUUGAUCGGACGCUGUUGCCAUACUCGACGAAGCACUGUUAUUCCAAGUGCGUGACGCUGCUUGCCCAGGAAGUCCGAUUCGCAGCCGGGCUGGACUUGCCGCUAGACCGCAUUUCGUGGGUUUGGCCAAAAGCCGUGGUGCGUAAUCACUUCGUCACGGCGGACGGACAGUGCGCAGUACUAGCGGCAGCGCGAAACGCAAGCGCAAAUGCGGAAAACGGAUGCACUCUCGCUCAGGAGGAUGAUCUGAUUUUGGACAAAAUAAACCAAGUUCCUUCGGUUCGCGAGCACUUGCGAAAACUAAUAGACGCUACCGUUGCUGAGAUUGUGGCUUUUCGGCAGGAGAAGGAGGCGGACAAAGCUGCAAAGGCGACUGCAGCGAAGCGCUACAAGGGCCAGAUGCGGCGUCUCGAGCAGCUGCACAUCGACCAGAUCCGAAUCCUAAUUCUCGAGGAGUGCGUGCGGCGCGGCUACCUGGGUCUCGACGUCACGGGCAUAUCGCCGCUUUGGCCCCGGGAGCAAUUGUUGGAGCUCCUGCGCAAAAGUGUACGUCCUUGUAGAACUACUGUGACACAGGGCGAGUCUGGUGCGAGAGACGGGAACGACGUGUUGAGAGAAGUAGGAAUUCCCAGUCUGGCCGUUAGUGACAACAACCCGUACUUGGCGUCGACACGAAAAGGCGGGAGUUCUGGUGGUUGGGUAGAUCAGCACAGCAUGCUCCGCGAAGAGAUUGACAGCGAGAGCCUGAGGCGACUCGUCGCGGAGGAAGUUGAGAAACAGGAUGCUGCACUCAAACGCCUAGAAAUACUGAACCCCCCUCGUGCGGAGGCCCGGGCAGUCAGAAAACGGGAAGAAAGCGAGCGUCUGCGGCAAGCGCGCUUGCGUGUGGAAGAAGAGCAGUUCGCUCUCAGGGCGCAAAUGUUCUACGAGUGCUAAAAUCAUCAAUUUCUUUUCGGAGAUGUCAACACAGCCCUGCUGAUAGUGUGCCUGCGUAUGACGACACAAAUCAAAUUGCAGAUGGUUCCGUUCCUUGGAGGCGCGUUCACUUGCUUGCUAUUGAUGUCUUGACUGUCGUCCGCAGGUGAAGGUUUCCUUUUUCCAGACAGACGCUUUUCCUGCGCCGUAUGAUCAUAAAUGAGCACGCCAUGAAGCAGUGGAGAUCGUGGAUGCAACCGGGUAAAAAUCUGGAUGCGGAUCAAGAUCGG